AUGGUGUGGAUUUGUUAUCGAUGUAACAGAAAUCAGCAUGAACAUUGUACGAAUAGAUGGCAAUGCGAUUGUCAAUGUAAUGUUAAUGGGGAUGCUGAUAUUGCUCAAAAGUCUAUAGCCAUCGUUGGUGGUUUCGGUCUAGCAAUUGGUGGUUUAGCAUUAGCUAUAUGCACUGGCGGCUUGGGUGCAGUUCUCAUUGGUGGAAGUAUGCUAGGCGCCGGUAUCAGUUCUACUUGGAACGGCGCUGAAAAAGCAAUAAAACAAGAAAGAAUAAGUGGCAAAGAGUACGUUGCUGAUGUUGCAUUUGGUGCUGCUACCGGUGUCGUCACUGGUGGUGUGGGAGUGGCGGGUGAGACAGUUGCUGUUAAUGUUGUCAAACAAGGCGCUAAAGAAGUUGCCAAGGCUGGCGCGAAAAAACUUGCUGUAAGAGCUACCACUGGCGUUGUCGUCGGAGUUACUUCAAAAGCUAUUGAUGAAGUUAAACAAUGCUCAACAACAGAUAAAAAGUGGAGAGAUUAUGGAAAAAGUUUCGAUAGAAACGGCAAACCAAAUGGUACUACCACCGCUUGGGUUGGAAGUGCAUUGGGUGGUGGAUUAGGUGGUGUUGGGAGUCAUGUGAGUUCUAGUCUAGCAACAAAAAUGACUUCUCCUGUUGCCGAAAGUAUUACACGUGUUCUUGUAAGCGGAACAAGUGCGGCAGUGGGUGAUGCAACCAUUCAAACUGUCAAUAUAGUCGUUGGUAGCCAGGAACAAUAUGAUUUACAACGAACUGUUACAUGUGCUACAUCCAGUGUCAUUAUGGCAACUGCGCAAGAAGCAACAAAAAAUGCCAUUUAUUGUGCACAAGGUGGUAAAGCUGUUAUGCUAAAUGAUAAGACGAAUAAAAAACUUAUUGAAGAAAACGUUCCUGAAGAACACCGAAACACUGUUUCCAAAGCUUAUGACGAUUUGAAGAAAAUUCCGCAAUCAAAAUUAGUUGUUGAAGCACAUAAAGCUAAUGAGAUUACCGAACGUCAGGUUCAAAAAAGCCAGUAUGAAUCUACCGUAGCCCAAUAUGACCAACAGAUUCAAUCGGAGAUAGAUGCAAAAAAUGCAGCCAAGGAUAUUAAAGAUUACCCAGCUGUUCAAAAACAUACCAAUACAAUGAAAUCCCUGAUAGUGGAGAAAAAAGCGAUAAUAAAAGCUUUUAAGACUGCUCAACCGGUCCAUCAAAGAGCUGACAUUCAAUAUUUGAAUGAUCAAAACGCUCAUUUUCUUGUUGGCGACCAUGUUCAACAAGUUGCUGUUGAUAUUGACUCACGUCCCAAUGAACCAAGAGGAGCAACAAGGGCAUUAUUUGACUACCGUUCUGAUCGCCAGGGAAACGCUGAGUUUAGAUAUGCUGACUAUACCAAUGAACAUGAUUAUAGCGCAAUGUCCCGCUAUAGUGAUGGAGAUCAUCGUUAUAAUCGAAUUCGAACCGACUAUGAUAACACAUUGAAAUCGCACAACGAGGGUCUAAGUAGUGUAUCUCGUAACGGAACAUUAGAAUCAGGGCGCAACAAGAAAAAGGAUAAGAAGAAAUCUGAAUAA
Molecule: messenger RNA, 1572 nt
Organism: Adineta ricciae
Lineage: Eukaryota; Metazoa; Rotifera; Eurotatoria; Adinetida; Adinetidae
Source: the annotation of a GenBank genome assembly